Messenger RNA from Limanda limanda (common dab), 2418 nucleotides. It is a transcript of the gene casq1a, whose product is annotated as calsequestrin 1a. The transcript is spliced from 12 exons. Gene Ontology annotation, biological process: regulation of skeletal muscle contraction by regulation of release of sequestered calcium ion. Bases 145 to 1734 code for a protein of 529 amino acids. Gene Ontology annotation, molecular function: calcium ion binding. Gene Ontology annotation, cellular component: sarcoplasmic reticulum lumen. Lineage: Eukaryota; Metazoa; Chordata; Actinopteri; Pleuronectiformes; Pleuronectidae. The record is from RefSeq and is a predicted model, not a curated record.
UGUCUGAAAGGACCAAGAGAUGAUGGGAGUGAGUCAAUGAGAUGAGGAAGAAGAAAAGUCUACCUCCACAUUCAGACAGGGACUCCAGCAGAACAUACGCCUGGUCUCCAUAGCAGCUCUGCUGGCCCGUCUGCCUCCUGUAGAAUGGAUUGGCGGACUCCGGACGGAAUUCAGGGUUUGGAUCCUGAGCCAGAAUCCCCUUCAGCUUCUGGAGGUCAUACACCCAGUGCAGGGGCUGAGCUGUGUGGACAAGUCCUAAGGUCAAUCUGCUUCACCGAGAGAGGAGCCAUGAAGUGGACCUGGGUGCUGGUGGCAGUUUUGCUGUCCGUAGGGCGGCUAUCACUGGGCAAUGAGAGCUUGGACUUCCCUGAGUAUGAUGGCAAGGAUCGCGUCCAUGACCUCAACACCAAGAACUAUAAGUCUGUGAUGAAGAAGUACGAUGUCAUGGUGGUUUACUACCAUGACCAUCCCGGAUCCAGCCGCGUCGCCCAGAGACAGUUUGAGAUUGAAGAGUUGACCCUUGAGCUUGCAGCCCAGGUCCUGGAUGAGUUCGAUGACGAGGAUAUCGGAGUCGGUCUCAUUGAUGCAAAGCACGACAAAGUUGUUGCAAAGAAAUUAGGUCUUGAUGAGUCCGACAGCAUCUUCAUCUUCACAGAUGAUGAGGUCAUAGAAUAUGAUGGCGAGCUUGCUGCUGACACUCUUGUGGAGUUCAUCUAUGAUGUUCUAGAGGACCCUGUGGAAAUUAUUGAUAAUAGUAGGGAACUGAAAGGCUUCAAAAACAUUGAAGAGGAAAUCAAAUUGGUGGGCUACUUUAAGAGUCACAAGUCAGAACAUUUUUUGGCUUUCGCCGAUGCUGCAGAAGAGUUCCACCCUCACAUCAGCUUCUUUGCCACAUUCAAUACCAAGGUUGCCAAGGCUCUGGACCUGAAGCUCAAUGAGGUCGACUUCUAUGAACCCUUCAUGGAUGAUCCAGUGGUCAUCCCUGGAAAGCCUUACACUGAGGAUGAGCUGGUGAAAUUCAUUGAGGACAAUGACAGACCAACCCUGAGGAAGCUGCAACCACACAAUAUGUAUGAGAUCUGGGCUGACGAUAUGGAUGGUGAACAUAUCGUUGCUUUUGCAGAGGAAUCUGACCCAGACGGUUUUGAGUUCCUGGAGAUCCUGAAGGAAGUUGCAGAGGACAACACAGAUAACCCUGACCUCAGCAUUGUCUGGAUUGACCCUGAUGACUUCCCCCUGCUUCUGCCACAUUGGGAGAAGACUUUUGGCAUUGACCUGUCAUCUCCACAGAUUGGUGUUGUUGACACUAGUGAUGCUGACAGUGUGUGGAUGGACAUGGAUGAUGGAGAAGACCUGCCAUCUGUGGAUGAGCUGGAAGACUGGAUUGAGGAUGCUCUGUCAGGUGUAAUCGAUCCUGAUCAUGAUGAUGACGAUGAUGAUGAUGACGAUGAUGAUGAUGACGAUGAUGAUGAUGAUGAUGAUGAUGAUGAUGAUGAUGAUGAUGAUGAUGAUGAUGAUGAUGAUGAUGAUGACGAUGAUGAUGACGAUGAUGAUGACGAUGAUGAUGACGAUGAUGAUGAUGAUGAUGAUGACGACGACGACGACGAUGAUGAUGACGACGAUGAUGACGACGAUGAUGAUGAUGAUGACGAUGAUGAUGACGAUGAUGAUGAUGACGAUGAUGACGACGAUGAUGAUGAUGAUGAUGACGAUGAUGAUGAUGAUGAUUAUUAAAUCAUUAAGUCAUAACGUUGUCUUUAAGUCUGACCAAUGCAGUUUCCAGAGUCAACAUCAUCAACUCUGUCAGUAUCAUCUUUUGUAACUAGUUCUUUUGUUGAACUCAUCAGUUAAUUUUGAUAUCUCAUUAUUUCAUCAUCUGUUCUCUGCAUCUCACAGAACCAUGUUCCACCACUCAUUUAUACCUCUCCCCGACAUAUUCUGUAAUCCUCCAUGCAACAAAGUACUCUAUCACAUCCCACAGUACCUUUAUUCCCAGAUGUAACACAGUCUGGUACAAUAAAAGAAGAAAUUCCUUCAAAAACUUGCCAUCUAGCGCUAUUGAUUUUUAUAUUAUUAAAGUUUUUAUUUUACGAAGUACUGGAGGGGUUGCAAUGUUGUAUACAUUAUGUCUAAGUCCAUCUGUGGAGUCUGUCUGUCUUAUUUAUGUCCACAUAUUAUCAUCUUUUUUUUUGCCCCAGUAUUGAAACAGGUGCAGUCAGAUCCAAGGGUGCUAGCAGGCUUUUCUGACGGGUCCUAAGUAUCACCAGCUUACUCUCUGAACUCAAUGUAAUGUUAUACACUGAAAGUGCUGUACAUCAUAUGGAUUUUUUCUACGAUGAUGAAAUAUGACAACAGCCGUAUUCUAUUUUUGUAACAAGAGAAGUUUAAAUAACUGUAAAGUCUUAAAUAAACGACAGC